AUGUAUCAAUCACGUACGUUAUUAUCGUAUGAUAUUUUACAUGGAAUUCAUAUGUCCACUAAUAUGUCAGUUAUAAUUGCUUAUCUAAGUUAUUUUCCACCACCACCACCUAUUAUUCCUGGUCCACCAAGUCAUCGUUUUCGAACAUAUUCAUCUCAUUCGGUUUCAUCAUUAUCAUGUUUUGUAUCGAAUGAUUGUUAUCCUCAAUCAUUAAAUGGAUAUAUACCUCUCAUUGAUAAUAAUCAAACAACAAUAUUAACAAAUGUUUCUCAUACUACAAAGAAUUUUUCAUAUACAACAAAAUCUUUAUCUUUAUCUAAUAACAUAACUAAUUUAUUUCAAAAUCAUUUUUUCAUAAUGUUCUUAUUAAUUCUUCUAGUAUCAAUAAUAUUAUUUUUAUUGUCUUUAUUAAUAUUAUUAAUUUAUAUUAAACGAUAUAAACAAAAUCACAUAAGAUCAAAAAAUAAAAAUAAAAAACAUUAUAAUCGUUUAAUAGCAUAUCGUCGACAACGUCCAAAAUCAAUAAAUAAUAACGAACAUAAUUUAAUACAUUUAAGAAAAGAUUCUCUUACACCAAAUCUUACAAGAUUAUCAAUAUCAACUGAAAUACAUACAAAUAAUAAUAAUAAUAAUAAUCAAACUGAAGAAACUGUUUAA
Rotaria sp. Silwood1 is the source of this 657-nucleotide messenger RNA. The record is from the annotation of a GenBank genome assembly. Lineage: Eukaryota; Metazoa; Rotifera; Eurotatoria; Philodinida; Philodinidae.